Messenger RNA from Huiozyma naganishii CBS 8797, 1443 nucleotides. RefSeq names its product Mfg1p (gene MFG1). The record is from RefSeq and is a predicted model, not a curated record. The transcript has a single exon. Lineage: Eukaryota; Fungi; Ascomycota; Saccharomycetes; Saccharomycetales; Saccharomycetaceae. Bases 1 to 1443 code for a protein of 480 amino acids.
AUGGAGCAGUUUUGUGGGCAAAGACAGACCUCUGAGGGCGGAGACGGCGCGAUGGCGAAUGGAGCCGGCGUUGACACUCCGCAGCAACAGCAGCAGCAGCAGCAGCAACAGGACGAUACGGGGGUACCGCAACACGGUAUACAGCCUCCGCAAAUGGGCGGAGGUACAGUCCCCGUGGGACCGACAGGUCCGAUCCUGAUGUCGGCCAACGUGAGGAAGUACGUCGCCGGGAUGGCCGUGCUGAAGUUCCACGACAUGAUCAACAUGAUCAAUAUGGCACAGACGAAAUUGUCGUCUAUAGACUACUGGCGUGGGUUUGUACGGGAGAUGUUCACUCCAAAUGCUACCAUACGGUACAGUAAGGCCUCACCCGUGGAUUUCAGGCAUUUGGACUUUCUAGUCUCUCUGCUGCCCUUGCUUCUGGUGACGCUGUGGAAGCUCGGGGUCGUCAGGCUGGAACUGUCCCCGCAGCAGGUUAAAACGGAGGUUCUAAGCGAUGGGUGCAUAUUCAUCAGUUGUCCAAAGGGGACCAUCACUUACCACUACCCAGACGGAUCAUACAUCACACACUUCAUCCAAUUCAAGGGACUCUUUGCGCCGUCUUUGAAAUUGGACUGGGGGGAUCUUUGCAUGCACUCGUUUGUCCCGGGGAUCGAAUGGAACGCACUAGAGAAACUACUGUCCAACAGAACGGUGUCCUACGAGAUCUUCUCAAAAUUAAGUAACGGUCAUACGGCUGACGAGCAGUCUAACGCCCCGUCAAACUUCGAUGCGAUAACACAGCUUCGGUCGUAUUUCAGCGUGUUCAGGAACGUGUCUGUGUACGGCUCGCAGGUCGGUCUCAUCAGAGUUAUGCAAGUAAGCGCAGUGAUGUCUGCACUCAAGAACUUGAGAGUUUUCCAAAAAACUCAUUCGAUUCAAAGUCCCCUGGAGGCAUUGAACUCAUACGUGCAAGAAAAUGCGCACAUCGUACAGAGGGAAAACCAGUUUCAGCAGCAGCAGUCACAGCAACAACCACAACCACAACCACAACCACAACCACAACCACAACCACAACCAGGGCCACAUAUGCCACCUCAGCGACAGCAACAAUCACAAUACCUGCGGCAACAGCCGUUGCUUCAAAGACAACAAUCUUACCAACAACAACAACAACCGUACUUGCAGCAGCAGCAGCAGCAUGCAUCACCACAGAUGCAGGGACCCUCUUCACAGCCGCCUUCCAAAAAAAGGAAGGCAUCAACCAAAAAGAGGAGACCAAGUGGAGUGUCCCCAAUGACAAGCGUGGAUACCGGUGGUAUUGGUUCAAACAACACCCCAAAAUCUGCACCCGGUCACCCUAAUACAAUUGGAAGUGUUGCAGCCAGCUCUGUAGGAUCAAAUGUAACAACUCCAUCCGAUGUGAACGAAUAUCAACAAGGCAACAAAAAACAAAGGACAUGA